AUGUACAGUGGUUCGCUUCCUCCUCACAAGAUUGUCUAUUUCGAGUCGAAGAGAAAAGUAACUGCCUAUCCGUGGGGAAUUACUAGUGGAGGUUCUUCUGGUAGUAGAGAUCCAUUGCAGUCUUUACGAGCAAGAAUGGAUUUGUUGAAGAGUCCGAUCUUGGAUUUGGAACUCUUCUCAUGGAAUGGUGCUGAGGCUAUGGAAUAUGAAAAAGCGGAACAAGCUAGGAAAAAGAAAUAUGCAUCGUGUUUGCAAUUAGUCAAACAUAUUUCUGGUUUACCAACAAUUUCGGAUGAGGAUUUAAAAAACCCUGAUUGGAGUUGUGAAAAUGUAGAGCUGGUAUUGUUGGAAAAUGGGUUAUUGGUAAAGGAAAAUGCAGUGAGUACGGUAGUGCAAUCUGCAUUUGUUGAUGAUAAAUUUGUGGAUCAGUUUAUUGACUUUAUGAUUGAUGAGUGGAAGGAUCCAACACCUUCGGAAUUAAUUUAUACAUUGGUUUUAUUUAAAUCCAACAAAAUUUUGAAUAAUUUAUUGAAGAGAAGACACAUAAUGAGGAUUUGUUAUUUUGUCUUGACUUGCGAAACAACCCUAGAUAAUAUUCAAUUAGCUCUCCAACAAUUUUUGGAGAUGUAUUACAGCAUUUCUAUCAAUGUACUUUGUUCAAUUCUUCAUGAUGAGCUCAGAAGGUUCAAAGAUUUUAAACGUAAUAAUUAUGAUUUUGCAAUAGAAAUGAAAUGUUUGGAAUUAAUUCUAGUGUUGCGAGUGAAAUAUCCAAGUGAGAGUAUUGAUUCCACACUUCAAUCAAUCCUCGUUUAUUUAUUAAGAUUGGGCAAUCAACAAGUUUCUAAAAAACUUUGCACUAGAGCUGUUGUGGCUCUGAAAGAAAUGAAAGCCAAAUCAAAAGAAUCGUUCGGCGCUGUAAAAAAAGCUUUUGAAACAAAGUCAAUUUCAACUAAAGUGGCUGGUACCCUUGCUGAAUAUUGCCAAAUAACGAAUACAGAGAAAUAUUUGGAAUCAAAGAUUGAUGAAAAGAAGGAGCUAGGAGAAAAGGCUAUUGGAACUGGUACUGAUGUUGAGGAUUUUAUUCAAGACAUUGAUGUAGAUCCAUCUAUUUAUUCUAUUGAUGAAAUGAAAAAGCAUUUGGAUGCUACCAUUCUCAAAAAUGCAACUCCCUAUAUCCACUCCCAAUUCAUCAAGAAGCACUAUGGUACUAUACACCACCAAGAAGUUGAGGAGGAAAAGGAAUUUCAAUAUUUGGCCAAAGCUAUUAUUCGAUUCAGAAAUUAUGGCACUAGAAAGAUGGCACUUCUUUCCAAUAAGAUGAUGUACGACAAUAUUGAUACAAGUGAUUUGAAGGAUUUCUCAACCCAGACUUUCAAAAGAAACCAAUCAUCUGACUAUUUUAAUUAUCUAGUUCAAGAUCUUGCACCAAUAAUGGAAUAUCUAAAUAGAGAGAAAAUGUCACUCGGAUAUGAUGCCAUGUACAUUCUUGGUGUUUGUUGUGAAUAUAGAGGAAUGGUUGUGGAAAAGUUUUCACACAAUUCAUGGUGCAUCAAACCAAUUUAUACUUAUCUUAUUGAUAGUGGUAUCUUUCAAAGAAUUGAGGAGAUUAUUUUGAAACAUCUGAAAGGUCCACCAAGAGAACAUGAAGAUGAUCGUAUUGUCAGAUUACAAUACAUUUGUGAAGCAAUACGACUGGCUUCUGAACUAUUUAAUUCAAUGAAGAAUAAUAGAGAAAUUAGCAGAGUUUCUCACAUUUUGGAAACUUCUAAAUUCUUUGAAUACUUAAUUUAUUGCUUGUAUGAAUUUAGGGAAGAGGAAAUUAUGCUCAAGACCAUUGAACCUUGUUUUGCAUAUGCUGCAGAAUGUAGACAGGAAGUAGGUAUAUGUCUCAUCUAUAAAAAGUACCUGCUGGCCCAAAUCACCCAAAUGUUUAACUAUGCCAUCCUCCUGCCUGAAACAACAAGUGAUGAAAAGGUUGAUUUAACCACAACCAUGACUGUAAUUAUUAGAACACUGUAUGACAUUGCCAAACCAACUGCAUCUAAGGUCAAUGGAUCCCUUUUAAAGGGUCAGAGAAGAUUACUAGCACCAAUGCUUGGUUGUGGAAUUUUUUCCAAAUUGGCUUCAUUUCUCAAAGAAAAACAAGGAAUGCUAACAGGAUUUGCUGUCUCAGCCAUGAACGAUGACAGAGAUCCACGAUACCACUGGAUUGCAGAACUCGUUACUAUCAUGUCUUAUUAUUCGAGAUAUCCACCAAUGAGAAAAUGCUUUUAUGAAAACAAUUAUGAAAUUUUCACAAUUUUACUAUCCAAAGUAAUAUUCUCACUUAAUGAGGUUUUCAAGAGCAAAUCUAAAAAUCAGAAUAGAAAGCUUCACUUCCCUAAUGUUUCUGGCUCUUCCUUCCUUAAUGGGUUGUCUCUUGUGAAUCGUUUGUUGUGGGACCGUGAGACUAGGAAAUUCAUGAGCGCAAAUGAAAAGAACAGAUCAUCUGUUAAUGGAUCUACUAAGCUGGAAGACUUAUGUUUUUAUUGGAUUAAUUAUUUUGUACAGAGAGUGAAAAAUUCAGAAACACUAACUCAAAGUGAUUUACUUGUUUGGGGAAGAUCCUAUUUCCUCUUGUCUAGUUUAAUGAUAGAAGAAGAUUUCCGUUCAUACCUUGCAACCAAUACUCAGAUUGUGGAAUUACUCAUGGAUACAAUAAGUAUCAAAGCUAGGCGAUUAACUACUGAUGUAAAGAACUCUUCCUGUAAAUGCAUAAUGAUAUUAUUGAAGGAACCAAAGGCAGCUGAAAAAAUGGAGGUUGACAAGAUUUUGAAAUUUGUCAACUCUGAAUUCAAAAACGAAACAACAACACGACUCAUCGCUCCGGAGAAUGAAAUUGAAACAAAUGUACUCCUAGGUCUGUUGUAUGAUAUGUUUGAAAGUCGAAUUGGAGAGGAUGCAAAACAACUCAUCAAGGCCAAAUAUCCUCUAUUAGCUCCUCAAAUCAAGGAAAUUGGCAAGUGCAACACUUGUGGAAAAGGCUCUAGUUCAGAAUCAUCCUUAAAGCGUUGCUCUGCCUGUAAUUCUGUAAGAUAUUGCAGUGUUGAAUGUCAGAAAAAGGAUUGGAAAAAUCAUAAGGAAAAAUGUAAAAAGAUACAGGAAGAAUCGAAACAAACAAUAGCAACAGCGCUACAAAAAGUCUACUCUGCAGACAAGUUGAAAACUAAGGGAAAUAACGCCUACAAAGAGAAUGACUUUAAGAGAGCUAUCAAUUACUAUGGUCGUGCUCUCUUGCAAGAAGAUGCAAAAGAUAUGAAACACAUUCUCAAUUUGAACAUUGCACAGAGCUACUUUAUGAUUCAUGACUAUGAACAGAGUAUGAAAUAUGCUGAUUUGGCUUUGGAAAUUGAUCCAUCCUACAUCAAAGCCAUUCACAGAAAGGCAAUCUGUUUGAAAAUGCUCAACCGAAACAGUGAGGCACUAUCGGUGGCAAACAAAGGACUUUCACUAUCACCAUCAGAAAAACAAUUACAGGAUUUGGUUGCUUCACUCAAAUAA
Messenger RNA from Naegleria gruberi, 3540 nucleotides. RefSeq lists its product as uncharacterized. NCBI's taxonomy places the organism in Eukaryota, Heterolobosea, Eutetramitea, Acrasida, Naegleriidae. The transcript has 4 exons. Gene Ontology annotation, molecular function: protein binding. The record is from RefSeq and is a predicted model, not a curated record. The coding region runs from base 1 to 3540 and encodes 1179 amino acids.